This is a messenger RNA of Drosophila hydei, 3354 nucleotides long. RefSeq lists its product as uncharacterized. Gene Ontology annotation, biological process: stabilization of membrane potential; potassium ion transmembrane transport. The record is from RefSeq and is a predicted model, not a curated record. Gene Ontology annotation, molecular function: potassium ion leak channel activity. Lineage: Eukaryota; Metazoa; Arthropoda; Insecta; Diptera; Drosophilidae. Gene Ontology annotation, cellular component: membrane. The coding region runs from base 404 to 3283 and encodes 959 amino acids. The transcript is spliced from 3 exons.
CAGACGACGUCGUGGCCGAGUGCGCGAGCUGUGAAUACAAUAAACGUGCUCUAGACUAGAUUUAUUUUAGAAUACAUAAAUCAAGCAUAUAUAUAUUCAUAUAUGUGCAUAUGAAAAAACAAAUGUAUAAUAAAGUAAUGUGAAUUAAUUCAGACAUUGAGUGUCCAAGCGAAGAGUUUGCUUUAUGGCCCGAGAAAUUGCACGCAAAAGUGAUAUAAUUACAAUUUGAAACGAUUUUCCAUUUGGUCAGUGGAAAACUAAAUAUGAAUGCCUGGUCUCUAUGUUAAAAAUAGAGCCAUGAUAUAGAGACAAAGCAAGAGAGUGAGCAGCGAGCAGCGAGCAGCGAGCAGCGAGCAUCGAGAGCAAAGAAAUUGGCAUUAGUUAAGAAACUGGAGCACGGAAAAUGGAAAAUGCUGUGAAUAAUCACGGAGCUGCGGCGGCAUCGAAGCUGCGGCAUCGCCGUCGCAUGCCCCGCAAUCAGCGCGAGCAGACGCCGGAUGCCAACAGCAGGCCUCACCCGCAGCUAGACAGCGUCAGCCAGGAUCAGGACAGAGCUCAGCAUGUCUGCAUGCAGAUACGUCCGCCGGGCGCGAUGUCCGCGCAUGAGAGCAAAAUAUUGCGCAGGCGAGACAAGGCUUUCGCCGGUGUUGCCGCGCGCAGCCAGUCGCAGCCGCGCGAGGCUGAGAAGCUGAGCAGUCCGGAUGCGCAUCAGCUGAUCAAGCAGCACCGCAGCCUGUCGUCGCCGCGGCACAAGGACGAGUCCAGUGAGAGCGAGCUGACGGGCAGCUCGCAGUCCUACACGGCUCAGCAGCGGCCGGGCGACGACUCACUGAGCCGCCUGGAGCAGAAUAUGCUGCGCUUCGAGGAGGAGCGACGGCGCUUCGAGACAGAGAAGCGACUGUUCGAGCGCGAGCGACGCGAGCACAAACUGCGCCAUCGCCAGCAGCUGGACCACGAGGAGCGCAAGCGACUGCUGCAGAACUAUCGCAAGAUCAGCGACAGCUUCCAGCUGCCGCAGGAUGAGGAGGAGCGCCGUCGCCUGGUGCAGAGUCUGCGCCUGCAGCGCCACGAGGCGCCGUCGCUGCGCUCACGCAAUCGCAGCAGCGGCUACGAAGAGUCCUCCACGCAGUUCAGCUCCUCCGAUGCGGACACAGCCGAGGAGCAGCACACGAGACGCAAGGCGACAGCACAGUCCCUGGCUGGGUUCAUAGCGGCGCCCAUACGCGGCGCACCACCACCGCCGCCAACCACGCAGGCACCGCCAAAGCCACCCGAGCGCCAUUCAGUGAGCCGCAACAGCUCACUGUCUCCCGUGCGUCCGCAGCGACGCUCAAAGACGCCAGAGCAACGCAGCACCGCAGCGGAGCAUUUGAAUCGCAAAGCGGAAUACGUCGAAGUGGGCGAAUCCGUCGUCGAUGCGCCAGUCAAGCCGAAGCUCACGGAGGAGCAGCAGCGCACAGAGCUGCGUCGCGCCUACGUGGAGGCAGCCGAAAGAGCGGCAGCUGCAGAGGCAGCGCUGGCCAGGAGUCUGGCCACAGCCACACAGGAGAAGGUGAAACGCAGCAACAGCCUGAGAGCGCCAGAGACUGAAGCCAAGCCGGAGUCCAAGCGCAGCUCUAGCCUGGAGCGACCAAAGAGAGCAAAGCGUGAAGCCAGCCUAGAGCGGCCCAAGAAGGUGGAGAAGCAAGCUGCAGCUCCUCUAGUCGACGGCCAAGCUCAAAUGGAGCAAACUACAAAGGAAGAUCUGACAAUCCUGCCAGAAGUGGAAAAACCUCCAGCUCUGCUCAAGCGUUUGGCCAAUCUAUUUAGGAGCAAGCCAAAAGCUGUGAUUCCAGCAGAGAGUCUGGCAGUCGAGGCCAAGUCGAGGUCUCUACUGGGUCAUCUGCGCCUGGAGGCGGCGCACGAAUGGCGACGCCUCAAGCUGGAUUAUCCCGUGCGCAUGGCGGAGAUGAAGUUGUUGAGGAAUCAAUGUGUAGCUCACAUGAUAUUGUUGAUCCUGCUGCUGGGCUUCGGUGGACUGAUGUUUCGCUAUACGGAGGGCACGUCCGAGGACAUCUACAAGUGUGAAGUGCGCAAGGUGAAACGCGACUUCAUUGACAAUCUCUGGUCAGUCAGCCAUAACAUGAGAGAGGAUGACUGGAAGUCCUUGGCGCGCAAUAAGCUGCGCAAUUUCGAGGAUGAACUCAAUACGCUGGCCGAGCUCGGCCUGCGUCGUUUCCCUGGGCAAAAGUCUUUCAACUUUGUCAAUUGCUUUAUUUAUUGCUGGACUGUGAUCACAACCAUAGGUUACGGUCACAUAACACCAAAGACAGAAGUGGGACGCUGGCUGACGAUCAUCUAUGCGAUCAUUGGCAUUCCGAUGUUUCUGAUUGUCCUGGCAGAUCUGGGCAAACUGUUCACGCGCAGCGUCAAGUUCCUGUGGGCGUACGUGAGGCGGGUGUAUUACACGCGCUCGUGUCGUCGCAUACGGAGGCAGCAGCAGGUGCGGGACGCGAUGACGGGUUUCAAUACUGUUUACGAUCUGGCCAUACGCCGGCCCAGCAUGUUCUUUGGCAUGACUGAGGCGACGGCGGCGGAUCUGGAAUCUCAGGGCGAGGGCGAUGCUGAGGCGGGCAAAUCGUUGGGCACCUCACACCCGGAGACGCCCACGUCGCCAUAUCCGGAAACCUUCGAGGUGGACGACGAGUUCAAUCUGCCCAUAUCGGUAGCUACGAUGCUGCUAAUCGCCUACAUCCUGCUGGGCAGCGCCGGCUACACGUUCAUCGAGAGCGAAUGGUCCUUCUUCGGUUCAUUCUACUUUGUUUUCAUCUCGAUGUCGACGAUCGGCUUUGGCGACUUGGUGCCGGCGAAUCCGUUUUACGUGAUGGUCAGCAUGAUAUAUCUGAUCUUCGGCCUGGCCCUGACCUCCAUGUUCAUCAAUGUGGUCCAGAUCAAGCUCAGCGAUCACUUCAAGCGCGCCAGCGCCAAGGUGGGCGCCACAAUCGGCAUGAACAUGGCCAGUGAGUUCGGGGACGGCUCUCAGGUAAAGACGCCAUCGGAGUUUGCAUCGGUGCACGGCUCACGUUUGGGUGCCAUCGAUGAGGAUGGACACGAGACACCAGCUAAUGGUGCAGCCAAUGCCAAUCCCAACUCGAGCCCACCGCUCACAUCGAUAUUGCGUGCACCACGCCCCCUGUCGCCGGCAUCGAUUCCAAGGGACAGUCCGCCUCCUCUGCUGCCCAGGCAGCAGCAACAGCCUUCGCCGUCCGAAGGAGAAGCCAAGAAGAAGUAUAGAUUUUUCUAAAGAUACAGAUUGAUUUAUCUAACCUGAUCGCGAGAGUCUUAUAUAACCUGAAAAUGACAAGAAAAAAACUG